AUGUGUGCCUGGCGGUCCUACGGAGACAAGAUUUCCAAGCGAUUCGUGCACCCGGCUUCGUUCAAGGACCACGAUUUGAUUUCGCGUGGAGCGCAGGACUUGAAGUUGCCUUGCGAACACACGCCGAGACUGUUUCACGAAUACGCCGCGACGAGUUGCGCGACUGUGGUUUACUUCUUCGAACUGCUGGAAAGACUCACGGCGUUUUCGGAAUUUGAGUCGAAGAUAUUUUUGUGCUUGCUCUUGGUAAUUUUUGGGAAUACCUUUUUGCUGAUGUGUGCCUGGCGGUCCUACGGAGACAAGAUUUCCAAGCGAUUCGUGCACCCGGCUUCGUUCAAGGACCACGAUUUGAUUUCCCGUGGAGCGCAGGACUUGAAGUUGCCUUGCGAACACACGCCGAGACUGAGGAUGAAAUUGGCUAGAGUGGAGGAGUAUCUUCCCUAUGAGGAAUUUUGGAACAGAUUCCUGGUUCCCGGUGUGCCAUGCAUUCUUAGCUCCUCGUUUACAGACGGCUGGAAAGCCCGAAAAACCUGGGUCAAAGACGGUCGCCCUGACAUUGUCCACUUGCGAGAUAAAUAUGGAUCCUGUUUAGUUCCAGUCGCUGACCUGACAUCACAGUAUUUCGACGCGCAUUGCAAGCUCGACAUGACUUUCGGGAAUUACCUGGACGCUUUAGAAAAUCGAAAAAUGCUGUAUUUGAAGGAUUGGCAUUUUACCAAAGAUUUUCCGGGCGAGAACGUGUACUCGGUUCCGGAUUAUUUCAAAUCGGAUUGGUUGAACGAGUAUUGGGAGAAGGAGUUGAAGUGCGAAGACAAUUACAAAUUUGUUUACUUUGGACCCAGCGGUUCUUGGACUCCUUUGCACGCAGAUGUGUUCAGGUCUUUCAGUUGGUCAGCCAAUGUUUGUGGCAAGAAGAAAUGGCUGUUGCUGGUUCCCGGUGAAGAAGAAAAGCUUGAUGAAUCGCAAAAGCAUUCAGUCGAUGAAAAAAUGCUGGAGAAAGUUGACGUUUCCUACCAAGUUGUGAUACAGGAAGUCGGAGAAGUGAUAUUCGUGCCCUCCAAUUGGCACCAUGUGGUGUGGAACCUCGAGGAUACCAUCUCCAUAAACCAAAACUGGUUCAACGCAUCUAACAUCCAUCACGUCUUUGAUGCUUUGCGAAACGAACUCAAGCGUGUUGAAAAUGAGCUAGAAGAUUGCCGGGGUUCUGAGGAUUGGCCGGAAAGUUGUCAAAGAUUGCUCAAAGCCUUGUUUGGUAUGGAUUUUUGUGAUUUUUACAAACUGUUGAAGUUCAUCGGAGACGAGCGAUCGAGAGGGCAUGGACCGUUAAGUGACCUCGAUUGCGUCAUCGACACACUGGAAAGAUUCCAGUGUGAUUUGUCAGAUUUUGGUGGAAUUAUGGAGUUCAGAAUGUCCACCGGUGACACGGUGAAAGUGUUGGUGCAGUACGUUAUCGUACGCGGUGACUUGGUUAGUGCUUUAAAGUGGCCGUGGGGAGCUGUGAUAGCCCAAGCGUGUCAUGCCGUUACGGCUGUAAAUACUCUCUUUUCGGAGGACGAUGAGACGAAAAAGUAUUUGGAGGACAUGGAUCGGAUGCACAAAGUUGUUCUUGAGGUAAAAGACGAAAAAAGCCUGACUGAUUUGGCGGAGAAGCUGUCUGAGAACCAUGUGAAGCACAAAUUGUGGAUUGAGCAGCCCGAAAACAUCCCGACGAGCAUCGCGACUCGUCCUUAUUUUAAGGAUGAAGUGCAGGCACAUUUUAAAAAGCUAAAAUUGUUCAAGGGAACGUGAUUCAACAGAGUGAUGUGAAUUCAGAGCGAGGUUCGAAUUAUUUUUUACCGGAUGAUUUAUGCUCAGCUUUUUGUUGCCAAAUUGAUCUGGAUGUUGCGCAUUAUGUUUGAUGACCGGAGAUAUGAAGUGAGCUAAAAAGAAGUGGGACCGUAUGAAGAAUCGAAAU
This is a messenger RNA of Notodromas monacha, 1954 nucleotides long. The record is from the annotation of a GenBank genome assembly. Lineage: Eukaryota; Metazoa; Arthropoda; Ostracoda; Podocopida; Cyprididae.